CGACUGCAGCGGAGCCGGAGUCUGCGUCUUGGCAGCAGCAGCGGCGGCGGAGGCUGAGGAUGGAGCUUGUCGGCGGGCGGCGGGACCCGGAUGUGGCCAGAAAGCAGUUUCUGGACCUGCCUUGGGAAGAUGUCCUCAUUCCCCACAUUCUCUCAUUUCUCCCUCUGAGGCAACUCUUGAGCCUGCAGAGAGUCAGCAAGGCAUUCCAGUCUCUCAUUCAGCUUUAUCUCACCAACAUGCGCUGCUUUGAUUCGAGCCAGGUUGGAGCUCACAUUCCAAAAGCUGCAUUCUGUAUUCUGCUGAAAGAUAAUGAGGUGCUGCAACAACUUUCCGUGCAGAACUGUUCUGGCUGGCUAUCUGACAAGGAGCUGCUUCCUAUUAUUGGCCAAAACCACCACUUGCAACAAAUUGACUUGAAUGGCUGCACACAGCUGAGCAGGCAUGCUCUGGUGGCCAUUUCCCUGAGCUGCCCUAAUUUACGCCGGCUCUCUCUGGCCCAUUGUGAGUGGGUGGACAGUCUCUCUUUGCGGAGCCUGGCUGACCAUUGUAAGGAGCUUGAAUCCCUGGAUCUUACAGCCUGCCGGCAGCUGAAAGAUGAAGCCAUCUGCUACCUUGCCCAGAGGUGCCACAAACUGAAAUCCCUCUCAUUGGCUGUUAAUGCAAAUGUUGGCGAUGCAGCAGUAGAGGAGGUUGCCAAAGCUUGUCCUGAGCUGGAGAACCUUGAUCUUACAGGCUGCCUGCGGGUCAAGAACAACGGCAUUAGGACUGUGGCAGAAUAUUGCCCAAAGCUACGGGCUUUGAAGGUGAAGCACUGUCAUGACGUGGUGGAAUCUAGCCUAAGCAUAUUGCGCAAUCGUGGUGUGGAGCUAGAUGUGGAAUUUCCACUGCAGCGCGCCCUAGUUCACUUGCAGGAUGUUGUGGGCUUUGCGCCUUUUAUUAAUCUUCAGAUCUAAUGAGAGUACAAUUCAGUGAUGCUUGGGGACUGUAUCUAGAACUCAGAACUUCUGUUGAAAAGCUCAAAAGGCAGAGGGUUCCAGUUCAAUCGCUGUAUUGGGCUACAAAGACUCCUUGUAGGAGACUGUGUGUGUUGCAAAAACAAACUGAGUUGCAUUAUGGUGGACAGAGUGUGACUACUAUCUGCAUGAAGAUGCAUUCUGGUUAAUUGCUAAUAUAAUAUAUAUGACUAGGAAUGGGUGCUGAGUUUGUUACUGUUGAAGUGGAAGCAAACCACAAACAGUUGCAUAGGUGCUAAUGCUGUUUUAUUCAAUUUUAUGUGGGUUUCCACAGAUAAAGGCAAAUCACUUUGGAGAAAAUUGUAGAAAUUCAAUCUGAAGCACAUCUCAUUAGUUUGUUAGCAGGCAAUGUUUGUUUGAAUUGUCUGCUUUGGAUUGAGAGCUGGAGUUUGCCUGCUGAAACUUCCUACAGUGUUGAAAAACGUUAUUUUAUUUAUUCCUACAAUUCCCUGUUUUUGUGUGUAGGGCUGAAGCAUAGAUAUUCAUGCAUACUAGAGCAUUGAAAGAUUUCAGCCCUCAAUGUUGUCGUCCUUUUAACAGUACAAGAAACACACUUCUGUGUUGUUGUGUGUUUUGUGUCAUGUGUUUCCAUGUGUGAGCUGCAGACCUUUUCCGUCUCCAAAAAUAAGUCCAUUUGAGGUAGAAGAACAUUACUUAGCAAGUACAAUUACAGGUUACUACAGCUAGAUAUUGUCAGAACUAAGCACUUCUGAAAUAUUAUACUAUAUCGUGUCUGAGCAAAGCUAAUGGAACUAGUAUUCAAAGUGCAGGAAAUCAACUGGAUUCUAAAAUCCUAAAUCUGGUUCUCAACGUGUGGGUCUCCAGAUGUUUUGGCCUUCAACUCCCAGAAAUCCUAACAGUUGGUAAACUGGCUGGGAUUUCUGGGAGUUGUAGGCCAAAACACCUGGGGACUCACAGGUUGAGAACCACUGUCCUAAAGGGAAGCACAGUAACAGAUGUUAAUGUCACUUUCUAGUAGAUGAACACGAUCACAUCAUGUACACCUUUAAACACUGUAUGUACUUAUUAUGAAACAAGUAACCCCUUAUGAAGAAGAGGACAUAGACUCAAAAAGUUUUAAUAGUAGCAGCAUCUACCUUAAUCACUGUAGAUCCUGUCUCUGUAUACGAGAGGCCAGGCUGAAAUUAUGUUUCCACCUGGAAAGCUCCAUCUCACAGAGUAGUAAGACAUUGUCCUAGCUGUUGGCCAUUAGUGAGUGAAUUAAAUGGUGCAAUUAAUUCCCAGAAAAGAGACAUGGAAUGGACCCAUCUAGCUGCCAGUGGCAUCUAGACUGCAGCUUGAUGUUGUCAUGAAAUCCUUAUAUUGUUUACUUUUGCUCCUAGCAACCAUAUCUCUUCCACAGCCCUACUGAUAGUGAAUGCAAAAUGAUCUCAAAAUUAUUGGCUACUGCAGAUUAUAUAAUUUUACCCCCAUUCUUACAAAUUGUGGAAGUCCAAACCAAAAGUGACUUCCAUUCAGUCCUAGGUUAUUAUUUGUGCAGAAUUGUGGUCUGUCAGGAAGAAAAAAACUCAACUGUUGUUGCUUAUGCUGAACUAAAAGCUCCAGAGCAUUCUUGCACUGGACACUAAGAUAGCUGAACUACUCUUCCUCUACCUGCACGUAGGGAAUUCAGCUGUGGUAGUGGUACUUUAUAGAUCCGGACAGGACCAGGAGAAUCAUCCAGGCCAAUCCCCUGUUAUGCAGGAUUACACAAUUGAAGCACUCUAUAUAGUUGGCUGUCCAACUUCUGUUUAAAAAACAGCCAAAAAGGAGGUCCAACAUCUUCCAAGAUUAUUAAAAAGCUAUCAGUCAAGAAGUGUCUUUGGUUAGAUAGCAUUGGUUUUCUUCUAAUUUGAAUCCAUUUAUUCAUAUUCUAGUCUCUGGAGCAGAAAACAAGCUUGCACCAUCAUCUACAUAACAUCCUUUCAGGAAUUUCAAGCUGGCUAUUAUAGCAUUCCUCGAUAUUUUCUAAUCUAGAUACACCAGCUUCCUGAAUUGUUCUUCAUAAGGCUUGCUUUCCAGACCUUUUACAAUCUUGGUUUCUCUCAUCUAGACAUAUUCCAGGUUAUCUCUGUUGAACUGUGGUUCCCAGAAGUGCACGGUAUUCCAGUGUGUCCUUAUUUAUUCAAAAGACUAUGUAUCCCAUGUGAAUUUUUCUUUGGCAAGAAUACAAAUAUACUUCAGAUAAUGAAUUCAGAGACAUAGCUUGAUCAGUAUUCUGAGGGCUCUUGUAGCACCUUGGAGACUUCUGUUUGUUUGCUUUUGAAAUAUUAGACUGCUUCCUAACUACUCAA
Molecule: messenger RNA, 3307 nt
Organism: Anolis sagrei ordinatus
Lineage: Eukaryota; Metazoa; Chordata; Lepidosauria; Squamata; Anolidae
Gene: FBXL15
Product: F-box and leucine rich repeat protein 15
Biological process (GO): SCF-dependent proteasomal ubiquitin-dependent protein catabolic process
Cellular component (GO): SCF ubiquitin ligase complex
Molecular function (GO): protein binding
Source: RefSeq, a predicted model, not a curated record